Molecule: messenger RNA, 1525 nt
Organism: Hydra vulgaris (swiftwater hydra)
Lineage: Eukaryota; Metazoa; Cnidaria; Hydrozoa; Anthoathecata; Hydridae
Product: high mobility group protein 20A
Biological process (GO): regulation of gene expression
Cellular component (GO): nucleus
Source: RefSeq, a predicted model, not a curated record
UUUCUUCGGACGUAAAAGAAGAGCCUUAAGAGUUAUCUAAUUCAACAAUAAUUUUAAAGUUUAUAAUGAAAUAAUUAUAAUUAGCAAGUUAGUAUCACUUGCUGAAGUCUUUUUAAUCAAUUGUAGUUUUUUGGAGUUUUUUUCUUGAUUAGUGUUGACACAUUUAAGUCAAUGCAUUUAAUGUAAAAGAAAAAAUUCUUGAACCAGGUUAAAUAAAAAUUCUUGAACCAGGUUAAAUAAAAAUCUAUUUUUAAACAUAUCGGAUAAAAUGUCUGAUCGUGAAGAAAAACAUACUGUUGAAACAGUUGAUCAAGAAUUGAGUGACUACUCUAGUAAUGGUAGUCCAAGUAUUACUGGUGAAGAUUUAAAGCCUACUAAAGUUACAAAGCAAAAGCGUAAGCGAAUUUUGAAGGAUGUCAAUGCUCCUAAAGCACCUCUUACUGGGUAUGUUCGUUAUUUAAACGAGCACAGAGAAAAAUUUCGUAUAGAAAAUCCAGAUAUGCCUUUUCAUGAAGUUACUAAAAUAUUAGGUCAAAAGUGGUCAAGUUUAGACCAGUCAGAAAAACAGCAAUACCUGUAUGAAGCUGAGAAGGAUAAGGAAAAGUAUAUGAAAGCUCUUCAAGGCUACCAGCAGUCUUCAGCAUAUAAAGAGUUUCAAAAAAAGAAACGACAAGAAGCUGAUUUUUUGAAUGAUACAGGGAAAGUUAAAUGUGAUGUAGAGAAUAGUUGUUCUCCUCUAAAGCAAAAUACUGAACAAUUGAUCAGAGGACCAAGAAUAACUUCUACUGAAGAUGUUCAUAUACCCAUAUUUACAGAGCAGUUUUUGGACUAUUCCACAAAACGAGAAUCUGAGUUACGACAACUGAGGAAAGACAAUUCUGUACUCGAGGAACAAAAUGCUUUACUUAUUAAACAAAUUGAACAUAUGAAAAGUGUAGUAGAACAAGUUAAAAAAGAAAUAAUUCAACAGGAAAAUGAAAACAUAUCUAUGCAAAAAUAUUUAGAUCAAUUUAAAAAAACUUUAGUGUCAUCUUUUGAGCAAGUUGUUCUGCCAUCUUCAUUGCCAGGUGAGCCACAAAAAUGGAGUUGUAGUAAUGUUGAGACUAAGUUAGCUGUUUUAUCUGAAUAUUUAACUUCGAGUAACAGUGAACCAGUUUUGGCAAUGCAACAAAAAGUGAAAGACAUUAUUAACAUUUUGAAAUACUGAAGCUUUCUGAUCAUUGUUAGAGUUAUUUAGCGUGAUAAAGUUUUUUCUUUUUUAAAUGCUGUAUAUUGUUUGUAUAAUUUAUUUGUUUUUAUUUUUAAAAACUCAAACAACAGCUUUUAUCAAUUGUUCGUUAUCAUUAUUUGAACAUAAAUUUGAAUAUUAAAAAAAUGAGCAUUUUAAAAUGAUUAAUACACUUUUUUGAUUGUUGGUUGAAUAAUUUUUAUCAGCAUAGUGUGGGUUGAUGAACCAUUUGUAGCAUUGGUUUAGUAAAUUGUUGUUGUUAUAUGUAUAUAAACAGAAUAUAUUUUUUCUAUAGAA